AUGCGUUCUCAACUGCUGAAGUCGAACACCAAAACCCUUCCAAGGCCAAAACGUCGCCGCCAACGACUCAAAUCGUGGCCUAUUGCAUUCUCCCCUUUUGCUCGCUCUCUCGCUCGCAUGACCUCUCUAUCUACGCCUAAACGUCACCCUCAAAACCCUAAUCCCACUCUCCCUCCUCGUAAACCCCAAUCGUCCCAGUCUUCCCACCAUCAUUUCGAUGGAGUUGUCCAAGAAGAUUCUUCCAAACGGGAACAGUCCGAGACUUCCGACGAGGAUUUUGAUGGAGUUAUUCAAGCAGAUUUUUCGUUUUUCGAUCCCAAACCUGAUGAUUUUCAUGGAGUGAAGACCUUGCUGCAAACCUACCUUGACAAUGAAGAAUGGGAUUUGAGUGCCUUUGUAGACUUGAUUUUGGGGCAGACCACCGUGGGGACUGUUGUUAAGAUAGAGGAUGAUGAGGAUGAAGGAAUCUUUGCUAUUGUUACUGCUCUUAAUUUAUAUAGAUACAGGGAGCAUAGAUGUAUUGUGACACUCAUGAAUUUUCUUCUACAUAAAGUGCGCCAAGGGAGGGAUGUUGCUGACAAGUUGAGAUUGCUUUUGGGGGAGCAAGCACGUGAUGUUGCUCUCCUGUUAUCUCAGCGCAUGGUGAACCUUCCUCCCCAGCUUUUGCCACCACUUUAUGAAGCCCUCUUCGAUGAAGUGUUGUGGGCCACAGAAGAUGAGCCAACGGAGGAGCUCCGGAAUUCCUUCAAGUUUAAGCAUUAUAUAAUACUUAGCAAAAUUUAUAUGCUCAAGAAUGCAGAACAGAAAACAAAACGGAACAAUGAUAGUGAUGAGGGGAUAAUAUAUUUAAAGCUUGAGGAUGAAAUAUUUCACAAGUUAAGCUCAUGGUCUUUCUGCUUUCCGUUGCAAACUCAGCAGCUUGCACCUCAUGAGCUCAAGAAUUACAGGUCAACGGGAUUAAUCAUGGCUGUUGGAGCAGACAAAAUUCCAAAAUUUCGUCAAGAAUUAGCUUCUUUAAUAAAUGAAACCUGA
Messenger RNA from Sphenostylis stenocarpa, 1032 nucleotides. Lineage: Eukaryota; Viridiplantae; Streptophyta; Magnoliopsida; Fabales; Fabaceae. The record is from the annotation of a GenBank genome assembly.